AUGUCCGCGGCUAUGUCGACGGCAUUCAUGGUCGACAGCAUCCUGCAGGACAAGGACUCGGUGACGGGUGGUCCGGUGGUCCGUUGUGCCGAGGAUUCAAGCCCCGUUGGGGUGUUACCGCCGGGUGACGCGGGUUCGCUCGCUUCCAUUUCAGACAGCGACGACUUCGAGGAUCCCAAGGAUUCGAGCAGUCUGUGUGACUCACCCAAAGGCUUCCAUCACCAGCAGCAACAGCAGCAACAGCAGCAGCAGCAACAGCAUCAUCACCUUCACCACCCGGUGGGUGAUCACCUGCAUCAUCUGCAUCAUCAUCAUCAUCACCUGCAUCAUCAUCAUCUACUGCAGCAGCAUCACCAUCAUCAGCAUCAGCACCAUCAGUCGGGGUCGUUUUCGGACGAUGAGUUGCCGGCGGGACCGCCACCGAUGAACGGAGGCACGAUCCUGCGAAACCGUGGCCAUCCGGACGAUGGCAUGCAGCUCGAGCAGAUGGACUUUUGCUGUGCCAAGUGUGGCCACUGUCAGCAGGAGCUUAAUCCCGGCAGCGGUGGUGGUGGUGGUGGUGAUCGGGUGAGCCCUUCCGGGGUUGAGAAAAUCCGGGGCUCGGAUGGGGAGAAAAACAACAAUAACAAUAAUAACAACAACAACAAGAGCGAGGACUCGCCUGACGGGGCGGGCGAGUUCGAGUUUCGGUGUGAAAAGUGCGGAUUCGGCGAGUACGUCACACCCGGCAAGCAGACGAUCCUGAAGGAAAGCACCAAACCGGUGCUGAAGUUUAGCGUGUCCGCGAUCCUGGGCGACAAGAAGGAUUGCGUUAAAGUUAGGAAUGAAUUUAUUCAACCACAGCACCUUUGGCCUUACAUUCAGCAAAACCUGAUCCAGCAGAACCACUUAGCCAACCCGGCGUUUCUGGGCGCACACCCGCACCAUCCGCUUCACCCGCAUCAACAGCAGCAGCAUCACCACCAACACCACCAGCAGCAGCAUCCCCUAAACCACCCACACCUCCAGCAGCAACAACAGCAACCGGGGUCACAUCCGCUGUCUCCCCAGCAACAACAACAACAACAACAGCAGCAACAGCAGCAGCAUCUGGCCCAUGUGAACGGUUCCGGUGGCCAUCACCUUCAGCACAACAGCAGCAGCAACAGUACGAGCGAAUCCGGCAGCCUCCCGAACAGUCCGGACCUUCAGGAUGAUGCCCGAAUGGCGGCGGCCGCGGCAGCAGCAGCAGCAGCAGCGGCAGCAGCAGCAGCGGCGCUUCAGCCGAGAGAUAAUAAAAUCAUUGCGAAACCACUUCCGAGCCGACCGACACCAUUUCUGCACCAUAGCCUGAACCAUCCGCAUCUGCACUCGCUGCUGGCCCACUGCCGGAAUCCGUACAUUCCAGGUGGACCGCAGGUGUUUCCGUUACCACCGGGGCAAGGUUUUCCGUGGGCGCACUCGACCCGAGGAAAACCCCGCCGUGGGAUGAUGCGGCGAGCCGUCUUUUCCGACUCCCAGCGGAAGGGCCUCGAGAAGCGGUUUCAGCUGCAGAAGUACAUCAGCAAGCCGGAUCGCAAGAAGCUCGCCGAGCGGCUCGGUCUCAAGGACUCUCAGGUGAAAAUAUGGUUUCAAAACCGUCGCAUGAAGUGGCGCAACUCGAAGGAGCGCGAACUGCUCGCAAACGGAGGUUCCCGUGAUCAGACGCUCCCGAACAAGAACAAUCCCAACCCGGACCUAUCCGAUGCCCGGACCGAUCGGCAGACGUCUCUAUCGCCGCCUCCACCCGGCUCACCCACGCAAGGAUCGACUCCUCUCGAGUCGCAACCACCUCCACCCGCUCAUCCACCACCCUCAACGACACCCUCGGCGUCGGCAUCGCCAAAACCAGCUCCGCCCAUGCUGACUUUCAAGUCCAAAUUUGAGCUGCUGAAACCGUCGGCCGUCGGUGGUCCGGGAGGGGACUUUAAGUUCGACUUCGAGGACCAAAGUGGCCAGGGUGCUGUUGGUGGACCGGGUCAUCGGCCCCCGACUGCGUCCGGGGGACACUUUGCGAUGGGCGGAUUCUACGGUGGAUCCGAUCGGGACGCUUCGAUGGGAGGUUCGGUGCGAUCGAACAGUAGCGCCUCGUCAGACCCUAAUGGAGCUGUAGCUGGAGGAGCCUCGGCCAUGUACUACGAUGACUACGAAUCGGCCACGGGCGACUCGGACGACAGCGAUGAGGAGAUCAACGUCACGUGACCUGACACGAUCGAAGACGACGAGAUCGGCACGAUCGGCAUGCUGUAAAUAGGAUACGAUUUAAGGGAAAAGCGCAGUAGGGAUCGCAGCCAUUGGGGGAAAAUAGGGAGAAAAGAAAGGAAAAUUGCAUAAAAUGUACGAAAUCGCGUUGUAAAUUCAAAGAAAA
Molecule: messenger RNA, 2386 nt
Organism: Anopheles nili
Lineage: Eukaryota; Metazoa; Arthropoda; Insecta; Diptera; Culicidae
Gene: Dbx
Product: homeobox protein Hmx
Exons: 5
Coding region: 1-2220 (739 amino acids)
Biological process (GO): regulation of transcription by RNA polymerase II
Molecular function (GO): DNA-binding transcription factor activity, RNA polymerase II-specific; DNA binding
Source: RefSeq, a predicted model, not a curated record